CCAGAGUCACCUGAGCUGUGUACCUGAGUAAACAAUCAGUGUAGCUACGCAGCCUCUCUUUUUGUCUGGGCUAGUUUCUUGAGCACUUCUCAGUUUUUAGUGUCACAAAAUUAUAUUCUCGUACUUUUUAGAGGAAACCUAAAAAAAAAAAAAAAAAAAUGCCAUCCCAUAUUAUGCUCUCCUACCAGUGGGAUGACCAGGCUCUUGUGAAAAAGAUAUACGACCGCCUGAAAGAUGACGGCCUGCCCGUGUGGAUGGAUAUCGAAGGAGGGGUGACAGGGAACAUCAACGAUGCGAUGGCUGCAGGCGUGGAGGAGGCUGUGGUGAUUUGUCCGGUCAUGACUCCGGCUUACCAGGCCUCACGCAGCUGCAAGAAAGAGCUCAGCUAUGCAGACACGAGGGAGGUCAUCAUUGUGCCGAUCAUGCUGAGCAAAGAGUGGGAGGCCAGCGAGUGGCUGGGGCUGAUCACUGCAGGCCUGCUGUGGGUGGACUUCAGAAUUGCAGACGAGGACGAAGAGAACUUUGACAAGUGUGUCAGGUCUCUGGAGGAGGAGAUCAUGUUUAACGCCGGUCACCUGCUCACAGUCGAAGAGUCUCCUAGAGAGGAGGUGGACCAGGGAGAAGCAGCUAAACCUGUUCUGAAGAAGAAACCCGGUCGAGGUUUUCGUCACGCGCUCUCUGACCUCUACAUCCAUGACUCAGGUGAGCAGAUAAUCCGGCCGCGUGGCGACAGCAGAAACCCGGUGGAUCUCAGCGAGACGCCCGGGGCUCAGUGUUACUGGGAGGAGAUUAAGGGCGAAGCCUGCAAGUACUACAGGAACGCCGUCACCAGCAGAUACCUCGGUGAGAACAGACACUCUGAGACAAGAGGGGGUCGAAAAAAUGUGGGUCUUUAUUCAAAUGCAAAGCCAGAAAAAAAGGAGGAACAGUUACGUCCACAUCUGUACAACUGGCAAAUCUGAGUCAAUACAAACAAAAAAGAAAAAGAAUAUUUUCAAACACACCGUCUUCUUUCUUUGCUGCAGGAUUUGAUGCCAAUAUGAACCAGGUCCACUCUGAAGUCUGCCCUUCUGAGUGUGAGAAGUGGCUUCUGUUGGUGGACCAGAGUGACCAGAGCCAUCAGAGAGCCGUUGUCAUCAAGAACAAACACUCCGGGUUGUUCCUGGCUGUUCAACACGGCAACUUUACGGGACUAACGUCAUACAGCGAGGACUGCAGAUGGUUUUUAGAAUAACGCGCGCAAUCAUCCUGUUGCUGCUUCUGUUAGAGGCGCCGUAAUAUUUUAAAGCAAAUGAGAAUUGCUGGGCAUAUCUACUACAAGAGUCAGUAAAAAUACAAUGUAAGUUGUUACUGUGACAAGAGGAAAAAAAACAAAAAGAAACAA
Messenger RNA from Mugil cephalus (flathead mullet), 1384 nucleotides. RefSeq lists its product as uncharacterized. Bases 159 to 962 code for a protein of 267 amino acids. The record is from RefSeq and is a predicted model, not a curated record. Lineage: Eukaryota; Metazoa; Chordata; Actinopteri; Mugiliformes; Mugilidae. Gene Ontology annotation, biological process: signal transduction. The transcript is spliced from 4 exons.